Molecule: messenger RNA, 1479 nt
Organism: Cryptomeria japonica (Japanese cedar)
Lineage: Eukaryota; Viridiplantae; Streptophyta; Pinopsida; Cupressales; Cupressaceae
Product: endoglucanase 17-like
Exons: 8
Coding region: 55-1479 (474 amino acids)
Biological process (GO): carbohydrate metabolic process
Molecular function (GO): hydrolase activity, hydrolyzing O-glycosyl compounds
Source: RefSeq, a predicted model, not a curated record
CGAGUGCUGGUCUUACUACUGCCGGUUUUACUACUGUUGUCAGUAGCUCUACCAAUGAGCACAAAUAGCAGCUUUUCAAGAAAAGACUAUAGGCAUGCUCUGUCAAGGUGUAUUAAUUUCUUUGAAGGUCAGAGAUCAGGAAAACUCCCUGCUAAUCAACGCUUGAAAUGGAGAGAUGACUCAGCUCUUCAUGAUGGUUCCGAGGAAAAUGUUGACUUGGUGGGAGGAUAUUAUGAUGCAGGAGACAAUGUCAAAUUUGGUUUACCCAUGGCUUUCACUAUCACAAUGUUGUCAUGGAGUGUAAUAGAAUUUGGGCAGCACAUGGGUUCUGAGCUCAACAAUGCCAGGACUGCAAUUCGCUGGGGGACAGAUUAUCUGCUCAAAACUACUGCAUAUCCAGACACCAUAUAUGUUCAGGUAGGUGAUCCUAACCUAGACCAUGAUUGUUGGGAGAGACCAGAAGAUAUGGACACUGCCAGAACAGUUUACAAAAUCACCAAGGAAAAGCCAGGCUCAGAAAUUGCUGCUGAAACUGCUGCAGCCUUGGCUGCUGCAUCCAUUGUCUUCAAAAAUUCAGAUCCUGCAUAUUCUCAAGCACUUCUGGACUCUGCAAUUCGUAGUUUUGUGUUUGCUGAUAAGUACCAAGCAUCCUACACUACCACAGUACAAGGAGCGUGCCCAUUUUACUGCACCUCUAAUGGCUACCAUGAUGAGUUGCUGUGGGCUGUGGUGUGGUUACGUAAAGCAACCUCAAGCAUGUUUUAUAGAAACUACAUUUUAUCAAACGCUGAGAGAUUGGGGGCUGAUAAAACCAUGCUGGAAUUUGGAUGGGACGACAAACAUGCAGGAAUUAACGUGCUCUUAGCCAAGGAGUUUUUGUUAGCAAACUUGAGUUCCAUGCAAGAAUUCAAGAGCAACGCAGACAAGUUCAUGUGUUGGGUCUUACCUGAAACACCUAACGAUCAUGUGAACUUCACUCCAGGUGGACUAAUUUAUAAAGGAGAUGCGGCCAACAUGCAGGAUGUGACUACCAUUUCAUUUUUACUCUUGACUUAUGCUAAUUAUCUAGACCGUUCAAAUCAAGUCAUUUCAUGUGGCAAUGUUCAAGUUACUCCAGCUAGACUUAGAGGUGCUGCUCAACGUCAGGUAGAUUACAUAUUGGGUGAUAAUCCUUUGAAUUUUUCGUACAUGGUGGGAUAUGGGCCUCACUUCCCCAGAUAUGUUCAUCACAGAGGCGCCUCAUUGCCUUCAGUAAGAGAGCAUCCCAGUCACAUAACAUGCAAAGAAGGAUAUGCUAAUUACUUUAACAAAGAUAACCCUAACCCAAAUAUUCUAAUUGGAGCAGUUGUUGGAGGGCCAGACCAUAAUGACCAAUUUAUAGACAGUCGAUUGAAAUCAGGGCAAACAGAACCAUGUACAUAUAUCAAUGCCCCUCUAGUGGGUGCUCUAGCUUCUUUGUUGGCUCACCGUAUGGAAUAG